AGCGGGACAAUCAUAAUAAAGUUGGGUAUGGCGCGGCUAUUUAAUAGGGAGUAGCAGAUCCAACCCAUCCCAGCCGGGCUUCUCAUUUUCACAUUUCUUUUCUUAAUUAGAUUUGAAGCUCGCCAAACAUGGCAAAACCACUUGCUGCUGCUUCAUUUCUUGCCGCCCUACUUCUGCUCCUCAUCCAUUUCUCUAAUGCUCAACAUUAUCAGGUACAGGUAGACUUGGCUAAUUCCCCGGCACCAAGUCCUCAGCCACAACUCAUUGACUGCAGUGAAGCUUGUAAGGGAAGGUGUGAGAAGUCAAAGAGACCAAACUUGUGCAAUAGGUCCUGCGGCAGCUGCUGCACCAAGUGCAAUUGCGUACCCCAUGGAACUUCUGGAAAUUACGACGAUUGCCCCUGCUAUUUUAAUCUCACUACCCACAACAACACUCGUAAAUGCCCUUAAUUAAUUAAUUUAUUGCUGUUUUUAAUUCUUUUUAUUUUGUUUUUUGGAGAAAACAAAUAAAUACUCCAUUAUAUAUAGCGAAAUCUUGCUGUUAUUGUCGUCUCAAUGCUUCUUUUUGCCGGUUAUACCUAGCUAAAUGUCAUUCAUAUGUACAACUUAUAAUAAUAAGAAUUGUUAUUAUUGACGUACACCAAAGAUGGAAAAUGUUGGUGUUUUGUGUUUAUCCUUUUUAUCCACUUAAUGGAUUACUCAUUGUGUAUUUUGAUGCCCUUUGAGGUUAUAGAACAUGCAAUUUGAAUUCUA
Cuscuta europaea is the source of this 752-nucleotide messenger RNA. NCBI's taxonomy places the organism in Eukaryota, Viridiplantae, Streptophyta, Magnoliopsida, Solanales, Convolvulaceae. The record is from the annotation of a GenBank genome assembly.